UUCCCCUCUGUGAACAUGGAAAUAGGAAAUCGCACCAUCCUGACUGAGUUCAUCUUACUGGGUCUCUCUUCAGACCCCCAGUGGCAGCUGAUUUUAUUUGGAAUAUUCCUGGUGCUCUACUUGAUCACCUUGUCAGGGAACAUGACCCUAGUUAUCUUGAUCUGUGUCAAUUCCCGCCUGCACACACCUAUGUAUUUUUUCAUUGGCAAUCUGUCUUUUUUGGAUUUCUGGUACACAUCUGUGUAUACUCCCAAAAUCCUGGCCAAUUGUGUCUCAGAAGAUAAGCGCAUUUCCCUGGCUGGGUGUGGAGCCCAGUUGUUCUUUUCCUGUGUUGUGGCUUACACUGAGUGCCAUCUCCUAGCGGCCAUGGCCUAUGACCGCCACGCAGCCAUCUGUAACCCGCUACUCUACUCAAGCACUAUGUCCAGCUCUCUCUGUACCACACUCGUUGCUGGCUCCUACACAGGAGGCUUCUUGAAUGCCAUCGCCCAUGCCGCCAACACCUUUCGCCUGAGUUUCUGUGGCAAAAAUAUCAUCGACCACUUCUUCUGUGAUGCACCGCCAUUGGUGAAAAUGUCCUGUACAGAUACCCAGGUCUAUGAAAAGGUCCUCCUGGGAGUGGUGGGCUUCACUGUCCUCUCCAACAUUCUUGCCAUCCUGAUUUCCUAUUUCAACAUCCUCCUGGCUAUUCUGAGGAUCCGCACGGCCUCAGGAAGGCGCAAAGCCUUCUCCACCUGUGCGUCACACCUCAUCUCGGUCAUGCUCUUCUAUGGAUCCUUGCUCUUCAUGUAUUCAAGGCCAAGUUCCACCUACUCCCUGGGGAAGGACAAAGUGGCUGCCCUGUUCUACACUGUGGUCAACCCACUGCUCAACCCUCUCAUCUAUAGCCUGAGAAACAAAGAUGUCAAGGAGGCCUUCUGGAAAGCAACACAGAUCAGAAGUCGCCAGAGAUGA
Messenger RNA from Camelus dromedarius (Arabian camel), 954 nucleotides. Its product is annotated as olfactory receptor 9G4. The coding region runs from base 16 to 954 and encodes 312 amino acids. NCBI's taxonomy places the organism in Eukaryota, Metazoa, Chordata, Mammalia, Artiodactyla, Camelidae. Gene Ontology annotation, biological process: sensory perception of smell; G protein-coupled receptor signaling pathway. The record is from RefSeq and is a predicted model, not a curated record. Gene Ontology annotation, molecular function: odorant binding; G protein-coupled receptor activity; olfactory receptor activity. Gene Ontology annotation, cellular component: membrane. The transcript has a single exon.